GGGUCUACAGGAGGCAGGGGAGCUGCGCGAAGGACUCUGGGGUUCGGGGCAGGGCCAGGCCAAUGGCGUCUCAGGCAGGCCCCUGAGCUGCCAGCACUGAUGGCAGCGACUUUCAGCACCGGGAGUGCGUCGCCAUGCACUACCAGAUGAGUGUGACCCUCAAGUAUGAAAUCAAGAAGCUGAUCUACGUGCAUCUGGUCUUAUGGCUGCUGCUGGUUGCCAAGAUAAGUGUGGGACACCUGAGGGUCUUGUCACAUGAUCAGGUGGCCAUGCCCUAUCAGGGGGAGUACCCAUAUUUGCUGAGCAUUGUGCCCUCCCUCUUGGGUCUCCUCUCCUUCCCCCGCAACAGCAUUAGCUAUCUGGUGCUCUUCAUGAUCAGCAUGGGGCUCUUUUCCAUCGCCCCUCUCAUUUACAGCAGCAUGGAGAUGUUCCCUGCCGCACAACAGCUCUAUCGCCAUGGCAAGGCCUACUGCUUCCUCUUUGGGUUUUGUGCCAUCUCCGUCAUGUACCUGGUGUUGGUGCUGGCAGUUCAAGUGCAUGCCUGGCAGUUACACUACAGCAAGAAGCUCCUAGACUCUUGGUUCACCAGCACAGAGGAGAAGAUGCGUAAAUGAAGCCUGCGGAUGGAUUGAUCCCUGGGGUGAAUCCUAGCCCUCCCGUGGAGAAGAAUGAGAGGGUAGAAGAGCUGUUCUAAAAUCUCUGUUGUAAUUUUGGCAGCUGUGACCUUGACAACUGGUGCAAACUAAGCCCAAAUUAUGGAAAGCUGCUA
Messenger RNA from Myotis daubentonii (Daubenton's bat), 769 nucleotides. RefSeq names its product protein jagunal homolog 1-like. The record is from RefSeq and is a predicted model, not a curated record. The transcript has a single exon. NCBI's taxonomy places the organism in Eukaryota, Metazoa, Chordata, Mammalia, Chiroptera, Vespertilionidae. Bases 135 to 614 code for a protein of 159 amino acids.